CAGGAAGAGGAAGAGGUGAUGGGAGUCGAACUUCUUAAAGCCAUGCCCCUGGAUUCAGUGACUUUCACGGAUGUGGCCAUAGAUUUCUCUCAAGAGGAAUGGGAAUGGCUGAAUCUUGCUCAAAGGACUUUAUAUAAGAAAGUGAUGUUGGAGAACUACAGGAACCUGGUUUCAUUGGGUCUUUGCAUUUCUAAACCAGAUGUGAUCUCCUUAUUGGAGCAAGGUGAAGACCCCUGGAUGAUGAAGGGAGAGAGGACAGGAGGCCUCUGCCCAGACUUGGAGUAUGUUUGGAUGACCAAGGAAUUAUCUCCAAGCCGGGACAUUUAUGAAGGAAAGUUAUCCCAGGCAGUGAUACUGGAAGGACUUCCAAGCUGUGACCUUACCUGUUCCACAUUAGGGGAAAACUUGAAAUGUGAAAACCUGUUUAAGAAGGAGCUGGUAAGUCAGAAGACACCUUUCAGUCAAGAGACAGUCACUCAUAUUGGUACCCUUAUCGAGAAAAGAGACCACUUUAACAAAUCGGGGACACUUUUACAUCUGAAUAGAUUAUCUUAUCUAGAGCAGGUAUUUUCCAUAGAAGAGAGAAUAUAUAAUUUUGACACAGAUAAGAAAAGUUUAAAAACACAUUCAUUUGUCAAAAAACAUAAGCAAGUCUUGGGAGAAAAGAAACUUCUGAAAUGUAACGACUGUGAGAAAACUUUCAGCAAAAUCUCAACCCUUACCCUUCAUCAGAGAAUUCAUACUGGAGAGAAACCCUAUGAAUGUGUUGAAUGUGGGAAAGCCUUCAGCCAGAGUGCCCACCUUGCUCAACACCAGAGAGUUCACACAGGAGAAAAACCCUUUGAAUGUACUGAAUGUGGGAAAGCCUUCAGUCAGAAUGCUCAUCUUAUUCAGCACCAGAGAGUUCAUACUGGAGAAAAGCCUUAUCAAUGUAAGCAAUGUAACAAAGCCUUCAGCCAGCUUGCACAUCUCGCUCAACAUCAGAGAGUUCAUACUGGAGAGAGACCCUAUGAAUGUAUUGAAUGUGGGAAGGCUUUUAGUGAUUGUUCAUCCCUAGCUCAUCAUCGAAGGAUUCACACUGGAAAAAGACCAUAUGAAUGUAUUGACUGUGGGAAAGCUUUCAGGCAGAAUGCUUCUCUGAUACGUCAUCGGAGAUAUUAUCAUACUGGAGAGAAACCAUUUGAUUGCAUUGAUUGUGGGAAGGCUUUCACUGAUCACAUAGGACUUAUUCAGCAUAAGAGAAUUCAUACUGGAGAGAGACCUUACAGAUGUAAUGUGUGUGGGAAGGCUUUUAGCCAUGGCUCAUCCCUGACUGUACAUCAGAGAAUUCAUACAGGAGAGAAACCUUACGAGUGUAACAUCUGUGAGAAAGCCUUUAGCCAUCGUGGCUCACUUACUCUUCAUCAAAGAGUUCAUACUGGAGAAAAACCCUAUGAGUGUAAGGAAUGUGGGAAAGCUUUUCGGCAGAGCACACAUCUUGCUCAUCAUCAGAGAAUUCAUACUGGAGAGAAACCCUAUGAAUGUAAGGAAUGCAGCAAAACUUUCAGCCAGAAUGCACACCUUGCACAACAUCAGAAAAUACACACUGGAGAGAAACCGUAUGAAUGUAAGGACUGUGGUAAGGCCUUCAGCCAAAUUGCACACCUUGUUCAACACCAGAGAGUUCAUACUGGCGAGAAGCCUUACGAAUGUACUGAGUGUGGGAAGGCCUUUAGUGAUGGCUCCUAUCUUGUUCAACAUCAGAGACUCCACACUGGCAAGAGACCAUAUGAAUGUCUUGAAUGUGGAAAGGCCUUCAGACAGAGGGCAUCCCUGAUUUGUCACCAGAGGUGUCAUACAGGCGAGAAACCUUAUGAAUGUAAUGUUUGUGGGAAAGCCUUUAGCCAUCGUAAAUCCCUUACACUACAUCAAAGAAUUCAUACAGGAGAGAAACCUUACGAGUGUAAGGACUGUAGCAAAGCCUUCAGCCAGAUUGCCCAUCUUACACUGCAUAAGAGAAUUCAUACUGGAGAAAGGCCCUAUGAAUGUAAAGAAUGUGGGAAAGCCUUCAGGCAGAGUGUACAUCUCACUCAUCAUCAACGAAUUCAUACUGGAGAGUCAUCCUCGAUUAUUCCCUCCUCCUCACUCCCAUACCACCAAGUCCUCUAG
Molecule: messenger RNA, 2148 nt
Organism: Puma concolor (puma)
Lineage: Eukaryota; Metazoa; Chordata; Mammalia; Carnivora; Felidae
Gene: ZNF470
Product: zinc finger protein 470
Biological process (GO): regulation of transcription by RNA polymerase II
Molecular function (GO): RNA polymerase II cis-regulatory region sequence-specific DNA binding; DNA-binding transcription factor activity, RNA polymerase II-specific
Source: RefSeq, a predicted model, not a curated record